This is a messenger RNA of Lactuca saligna, 513 nucleotides long. The record is from the annotation of a GenBank genome assembly. Lineage: Eukaryota; Viridiplantae; Streptophyta; Magnoliopsida; Asterales; Asteraceae.
AUGAUGGUUCUUGAAACCAUGAAUAUCUUCAUGCUGGACAUUCUAAAGGAAGGCCUCUAUGUUCCUCUUAGGACUAUUAUUAAAGAAGAAAAAGGACCAGUUACCUUAAGAGCUCUAGUUCAUCAGUUGACUGAAGAUGACAAGAAGAAAGUAAAUUUUGAUGUUCGUGCUAGGGCUUCAAUAUGUAUUUCUCUUCUUUACAAUGUUUACCAUUUGGUAGAGAACUAUGUAUAUGCAUGGAGAUCAUUUCAACUGUCAAGAUUACUUAUGAAGGCACUGAUGAGGUUUGAGAUUAUAAAAGAUAAUGAUGUGUUGGUUAAUAAGUUUCUUGACUCCCUUGAUGAGAGUUGGGAGCAUCAUGCUAAUAUCCUGAAGAAUAGUGAGAAGAUAAAGACCAUGGAUCUACCAAGUCUUUAUGCAUCCAAGACAAUUGAAGAUCUCAGUGAAAGUGAUAAAAUCUCAUCAGGGGAAGAUGAUGGGUUUUGGGAAGCUAAAAACAAUCUCUUUUUAUAA